This is a messenger RNA of Ostrea edulis (European flat oyster), 28665 nucleotides long. RefSeq lists its product as uncharacterized. The record is from RefSeq and is a predicted model, not a curated record. Bases 164 to 28540 code for a protein of 9458 amino acids. Gene Ontology annotation, biological process: homophilic cell-cell adhesion. Gene Ontology annotation, cellular component: plasma membrane. The transcript has 159 exons. NCBI's taxonomy places the organism in Eukaryota, Metazoa, Mollusca, Bivalvia, Ostreida, Ostreidae. Gene Ontology annotation, molecular function: calcium ion binding.
UCAACGGGUACUGAUUCGUUGUAGCUAUUGAUUGCCCAGACUGAAAACUCAUGCUUGUGUAGUAGAUUUAAAUCGUUCGGACAAUUAAGGAGAAGGCAGCGUUCUGGACUGACCGCUCCUAAAUAUACUGACCAAGACAAGGGUGGGUCAACAGUACCGCACCAUGGAAGGCGGUGCGAUGAUGAGGACCGUUUUCGUGAUAUGUUUCUUCUUGUGGGUUGCGGAGGCACAAGAAUGUCAACCACUGGAUAGUAUCUCAGGAAAUACAUUGACCGUUCAAGUACCAGAGGCAGACACACAAACUCUUUUGACUAACAAUCCAGACUUCUACACAAAGCAGAUACGAAUAGGUGGAACCUUCAACUCGAAUGGACUGAGUUUGCAGCUAUCACAGGGGACUGCAACAUUUAAUCCAAAUACAUAUUUUGUAUUCAGAAGUGCUCCAAAUACCUUUACUGGAAUUUAUAUCCGUCUCAUUCAGCCUGUUGACAGAGAUGGAAAUUCUUUUUCAGCACUUGGAGUGGGUAGUAGCGAAACCUUUACUCUCACCUGUACGGCAGCCUCAGGAACUCAGAGAACCUACUCCUUAGUGGUGCAGUUUUUGGACCAGAAUGACAACAGUCCCAUUUUUCAAAACACCCCUUAUGCAGUAUCUGUCAAUGAGUUGACACCUAUUGGACUGACAGUCUUUCAACAAAUCACUGCUACAGAUGUUGAUCAAAGCACCAAUGGUCAAGUAACAUUCAGUUUUGUUGCUGGCGAUGGCACAAUUACUGAUGGCAGCAGAUUUUUUGCCAUAAACCCCACCACAGGAGCUGUUACUGUCAAAGAGACUCUGGAUUAUGAGGGAUUAACUAACCAAAACAAGCUGUAUACUAUACAAGUGCAGGCCACAGACAAUCCAAUCAAUUCAGCAGAGAGGAGAACCUCCACUCAGUUCUUCACUGUGACCAUUAUAGAUGGGGAUGAUUUGGGUCCCGCCUUUGAAUAUUCCACUUGUUUUCGAUACCUUGGUUACUGUUUUGAUCCCCGAUACACAAGUAGUGCGACAUCAACAUCACUGAAUACACAAUUACUUGUCUUCCCUUACCCUCCUCAAACUCCAUUUAAUCAAGCAGUGACAAUUCAAGCCAGGGACAAGGACACGCUGAACGCUGCUAUUGUGUUUGAUAUUGAGACAACUGUGCCAAGUGGUUAUGCAUCCUUCUUUUCUGUGCAAACUCAACAACAGACUGGGUCAAAUUUCUACUCGGCAUUUAUUACCCAGACACAGAGCAUUAACAGAGCCAGCGUUGGUGGCACUUUGAAGCUUGUUUUACGGGCCUCUGAAGAAACUGGACAUCGGCGAAGUACUCGUGCCACUGUCGAUAUCACAGUGAGUGGCACUAAUAAUUUUGACCCAGUUGUCACAAGCUCUAGUGGGAAUUUUAUCGGAACAAUCAGUGAGGAUGCUGAUGCAGGAACUCCACUGAGAUCUCAGGGCAGCACAAAUACUCUACAGUUGAUAGUGACUGACCAAGACGUGUUACCUGGAGAUCCUGACCCAACCUACCUCUUUGUGCCUGAUACCAACUUAUUUACUGUAAAUAGUAAGGGGUUCAUUUCCUUGGUCAGCGCAGGUAAUCUGGACUACGAGACCAAUUCACAAUUUACUUUUACGGUUGUUGUGAGGGAAGCUAGCACAUUAGAGAGACGUAGUACCACAGCUACUCUGACCGUGAAUGUUGCCAAUGCCAAUGAUAAUGCCCCGGCAUUUCCAGCUGCCGCCUAUCAAUCGACCAUCAGUGCAGGAGGAUACACGCCCAGCAAUGGCGUCACGGUGGCCACGGUACAAGCGACAGAUGCAGACACAGGAAUAUUUGGACAGGUGUCCUACUCUAUAUCUGCCGUCAGUAACUCCAAAAAUCCCAACGACAACGCAAUUUCCAAGUUCCGUAUCAGUGGUACACUAGGAGUGGUGGACUGCAUCGGAAGUGUGUCUGGAGACGAACAAUACACAAUAACUGUCAGAGCUGCUGAUGGUGGCACUGGUCUCGAUCAAAGGUUUGCUACAACGGUAAUUGUGGUGGGUGUCACUGGAACUGCCGUAAACCAAGGCCCUUCCUUUACAGCUGGUACUUACAAUAUCCGAGUCAGUGAGGGAAUUCCUGUUGGCAGCUCCGUGUUUGCAUCACCAGCUUCCGACCCAGAAGGAAACACAUUAACAUAUGCCAUGCAAGACAUUUCCUUCAACAAUAUCCAGAUUUCUGACUUUGUCAUCAACGCCACAAAUGGGAUAGUUUCAACACGAAACACUUUGGAUCGGGAAGGGAGACCAAACUAUGUCAUCAUUUUGUUUGCAAGAGAGACAUCUACAAGCAGGAGUGCCACGGCAACCUUGUCAAUUUCUAUGAUGGACAUCAAUGACAACAAUCCACAGUUCCUGAACAAUCAACUAUAUUCAUUCAGUGUUCAAGAAGGCCAAGUCAACCAAGUGGCUGUUGGAACAGUGACUGCUGUAGAUAAUGAUGAAGCGGGAACACCAAAUUCCGCUCUUUCGUACUCUAUUCAACCACUGCCACCCAGUACCUUCCAAAACCAAUUUACGAUCAAUAGCAACACGGGGGCAAUAACAACCCUCCAGCCCUUGGAUUAUGAAACUCAGAGAACUUACUACUUUUUGGUCCUGGCCAGAGACAGUGCUGUUGACAGUAGAACGGGCACUGCCACUGUCACUGUCAAUGUUCAAGACAUCCAGGACAGUGUGCCAAUUUUCACAGAGACAAAUUAUGCUGUGUCUGUCCCUGAGAAUAACGUUGUCAGCCAGAGCAUCCUGCAAGUUGUGGCUGCUGAUGCUGAUGCAGUUCCCAACAUUCAGUAUGUCAUCAUUAAUGGAAACAACCAGGGUGCUGAUGGCUUCGCUUUCACAGUAGAUGGAUCAGGUCGAAUUUUCUCCAAAAAUUCUCUUGACUUUGAGACAAAGCAGUUCUACCAGUUUUUGGUGACUACUACUGAUGGUCAAAACACGGUCAUUACUAGUGCCACAGCCACAGUACAGAUCACCGUUCUGGAUAGAAAUGACUUCCGCCCACAAAUUUCUGUAUCACCAUCUACAUCAAUAAAUGUGCCGGAGACUGCCAGCAUCAACACUGAAAUUGCCAACUUUGAUGCGACUGACAAUGACACUCCAAACACUGAUAACAGCCGUGUGGACUUUGCAAUUGCUGGUGUGAAUCCAACCUCAGGCAACGGUUUGUUUUACAUUAAUCCUUUCAAUGGUGUGCUGUACCUGCAAAAUAUCUUCACCUCAGAUGUGAACAGGCCAUCAUCUUACCAGGUGACAGUAACGGCAACAGACAGAGGGACACCUCAGCAAAGUGACUCUGCGACAGUCACAGUUAACCUAAUCCGAAACACGCAGAGCCCUGUAUUCACCAACUCGGGUCAGUAUGCUAGAACUAUUGCCCAGAAUCUGAAUGUUGGAGGCAGCGUGUUCACUGUCGCGGCGACUGAUGGAGACACAGUGGCGCCCUACAACACGAUCACUUACUCAGUCAUUGGAGACGGUCUAGCCAUUUCUUACUUCAGCAUAAACGCAAAUAGUGGCCUUAUUUCUGUGAGAGAUACUUUGACAAAGGACAACUCAGCAUCCUAUACUCUGCGAGUGAGAGCGACUGAUGGCGGAGGACGGACAGGGGAUGCCACGGUGUUUAUUUCUGUCACCAGAAACUUGCAGACCCCAGAAUGGUUACAGACGUCCUAUGUUCAGUCCAUUGCUGAGAACUACGCUCUUGGACAAGCCAUUGUCAACCUGCAGGCUCGGGAUACAGAUGCACUGUCUCCGUACAACCUGCUGACUUAUUCCAUUAUUGGAGACAGCCAGGCCUUGCAGUUCUUUCAGGUAUCCAGUGUAGGGGCUGUUUCUCUUCGUCAGUCUCCAACUCAGACCAGCCAAUCUUUGUUCUCGAUAAGAAUAAGUGUAAGUGACCAAGGUCAACCUCCAAGGACAGCCACUAACCAGGCAGUCGUGAAUAUCACCAUCAUCAGAAAUCAACAAGCUCCCAUCUUCUUCAACUCCGAAUACAGUGUGACUAUUCAGGAGACGGCCUCCAUCGGCAGUAACGUGCAGACUGUCUCAGCCUCUGAUGCGGACACCAGUUCACAGUUCAACCAGAUUUCAUACAGUAUUAUAGGAGAUGACACAGCUCCCAACUUCUUCCAAAUCACUUCUAGCACCAGUUCUGGAACAGGGUUUACAGCUCAAGUUACAGUCAGAGCUAGUCUACAGUCCGAGCCGACAGAUUUCUACAGGAUAAGGGUGGUGGCUGCAGACAAUGGAUCCCCUCCAAGAUCGGCAACAGCUAUUGUUUAUGUGACUGUUCGCAGGAACUUCUUUUCUCCAGUCUGGACGCAGCCAAGUUUUCAGGGGAGUGUGUUGGAAACCCAGGCUUUAGGUGUAGGGAUUCUACAGGUCACAGCCACGGAUGCUGAUUCUCAGCCUCCAAACAACCAAGUUGUAUAUGCACUGAAUGCCACAAACACCUACUUCCAAAUCGACUCCAACACUGGAUCCAUAUCUGUCAAAGUUCCCUUAUAUACGGACAACACCGACCCAUCUCAAUACACUUUGUUUGUGAAGGCCUCUGACAGGGGAAUACCAUCCCUGACUGCAAAUUCUUUGGUGCAAGUGUUUAUAAAUGUUUUCCGUAACAACAAUCCACCCAGAUUUGUCAAUGCGCCUUAUACAACCACGAUUUCCCGGGACACAACAGUAAACAACAAUAUCUACCAAGUGUCAGCCGUGGACAACGACAAUAACCAAUUUGGAACUGUUUCUUAUGCCUUGGUUGGGGCCGAUUCAGGAAGUAAUUUCUUCACUAUUGAUCAGUCCUCCGGACAAGUGAGAUUGACUUCAACCAUAUCCAAUGAUUUCAACACUGUCUACAGGCUUUUGGUGCAGGCAUAUGACAAUGGAUACCCUGCCCUGUAUGAUACUACAGUUUUAACAGUUAAUGUCAACAGAAAUCUCCUGGCUCCUACCUUCAAUCAACCAAAUUAUAAUGUUACCAUCUUGGAAUCGCAAACCCUUGGGGAUACGAUUGUUUCGGUGGUCGCCACGGAUCCAGACUCUCUGACUGGUAGCAACAAUGUGGAAUACAUAGCGUCGGGAACAACACAGGCUUUGAAUUAUUUCAACCUGAACCCCACUACAGGACAAAUAUCAGUGAAGCGACCACUCACUGAAGACACCAACACUUUCACCAACAACCAGUACCAGAUGACGAUUACUGCCCGAGACUUUGGUACUCCAAGGCUACAGACAACUAAUCCGAUCACUGUGACCAUCUUUGUGAUCAGAAACCAGUUUAGUCCAGUCUUUCAGAGUCUGCCUUAUGCCAGGAAUAUGCAGCAGACGGUGUCUGCGGGAACGAGUGUGUUCCAGGUCACAGCCACUGAUGCCGAUACCAGGACCCCAUACAACCAGGUGACAUACAGCAUUGUGUCCCAGAGUAACAACGUGAACUUGUUCAGCAUACAACAGGAUGGUGUCAUUAGGAUCUCCAACACAGUGACAUCCAGUUCUGAUGCCCAGUACACAAUACUGGUGAUGGCAGCAGAUGGAGGCUCUCCCAGUCGUAUUGCCUAUGCAUCUGUGGUGCUGACAGUCGACAGGAACCUGAAUACACCAUUCUGGAUCAAUCCUGGUGCUGGUGUCAACUAUCAGACAACAGCUCAGGUGUUGGAGACUCAGGGCUUUGGGACAACUAUCUUCCAACUCUCGGCCUCUGACCAGGACUUUGCUGCUCCUUAUAAUACUCUUGUCUACACGCUUGUUGGAGAGAAUCCAGGACCACUCUACUUCCAAGUGGGUGUGAAUGAUGGCAGAAUUACCCUGAGGUCAUCACUUUAUCAGGAUACUGUCAACAACCAGUACAAGCUGAUUGUCAGACUGAGUGAUGGUGCUGGACGGGUGGCUGCACAGAGCGCCACAGUCACUAUCAACGUCGUUCGAAAUCAAAAUACUCCAUUUUUUGUCAAUGAGCCUUACUCGCGCCUCAUUCAGGAGAACUUGCCAACUGGGACAUCCAUAUAUCAAGUGACAGCUCGUGAUGCAGACGCAACUAACACCUUUGAACGCGUACAAUAUGAAGUCAUCGGAGAUGGCUCUGCACCUGUGUACUUUGACGUGAAUCAGGUCACUGGAGCAAUUAUCACAAAGCAAUCAUUGUCCAGCCAGUCAGCUGCUAUCUAUUAUCUGCGCAUUCGUGCUUAUGACAAUGGAAUUCCAAGCAGGAGCAACACCAGUUUAGUGGUUAUUACGAUUAAUCGUAACCUGAACGCGCCAGUGUUUGUACAGACCACUCUCUCCGCCAAUCUGCCAGACAGCAAUGCUCUUGGACAGACUCUGAUUACAGUCACAGCCAAUGAUGCGGAUACUGCAUCUCCAUAUAAUGAUGUACGCUAUACACUUAAAGGAAAUGCAGUUGCCCAAGAAUUUUUCUAUGUGGACUCUGUAUCGGGUGCAGUGUCCCUGAGGAAGGCUUUAUCCUCUGACACACAACAAAACCAGUUCUACCAGUUGACAAUUGGAGCCUUUGAUUUAGGAACUCCCAGUCUCAGUGCCAACAUUGAUGCUACAGUUACCGUUACUGUUGUUAGGAACUUGCAGACUCCAUACUUCGUGCAGUCAAACUAUGUGACAACCAUUAAUGAGAAUCGGGGGGUUGGCACCUCCAUUCUGCAGGUUUCUGCUCGGGAUGAUGACACAACUUCACCUUUCAACGUGGUGACCUUGCGUGCUAUUGGAGAUGAUAGUGGACCUACCUACUUCAGCUUUGACACAAACACUGGUCAGAUCUCUAUCCGCCAGGACCUGAGGCUGGACACAGCAACCCUGUACAGAUUGAGAAUUGAAGCCAGAGAUGGAGGCCUUCCAGCCCUGAGUGCAACAGUACUUGCAGACAUUAACGUCAGGAGAAACUUGUUUGCUCCAGCAUUUUUAAAUCUGAGCUACGAAGUAACGAUUCCAGAGACAACAGGUGUUGGUAAUUCUAUCGUUCAAGUGCGAGCCACCGAUCAGGAUGUCAGAACACCACACAAUGUGACGGUGUUCACACUGUCCACAGAUUUCACGAACCAGUUUGCCAGGCAGUACUUUGAUAUUGAUUUUAACACUGGAUUUGUCUAUCUCCGACAGUCCUUACAGAAUGACAAUACCAACACAAACCGCUUCACACUUAGUGUUGUGGUGUCCGACACUGGGGUGCCAUCUCUCACAAGUUCACAGAGGGCAUCAGUUAUCAUUAAUGUGAUCCGUAAUCAGUUCCCACCAAACUUUAUAAGCACACCCUAUGCCACAACCAUCAAUCGAACCGUUCUCCAGGGCACAAAUAUAUUUACUGUAUCUGCAGUGGACCAAGACACCCAGGCGCCCUUCAAUACUGUGGAGUAUGACAUCAUUGGAGAUGACAACAGUGUGGUGUUUUUCAACAUUGACAGAAACACAGGAUUGAUACGACUGUCACAGACACUUUUCAGUGAAUCACAGACCUCGUAUAAUGUUCGAGUAAGGGCUAUGGAUGGAGGAAAUCCCCGCUUGUCUUCAUCAGCUGUAGUGGUUGUCACGGUACGGAGAAAUCUGGCAGCACCUGUGUUCAGACAGAGCAGUUAUGAAAUUACAAUUCCAGAAACCCAGUCUCCUGGCUCUCUCAUUCUGACAAUUCAAGCCGAUGACAGUGAUAUCAAUGCUCCACACAACACAUUUAACUACUUCUUCUCUGGAGUGAAUACCCAGUCAGACAGGUUCUCACUGGACUCCAGUACUGGACAGAUCUACGUCAGAAGAAUCCUUUCAGGAGAAACUCAGAAUACAUUCACGUAUAAUGCAUUCGCCAGAGACAAUGGUGUGCCCCAACUGACCAGCACCACCAUUCCAGUGACAAUCAAUGUACGACGGAAUCAGUUCCCGCCAAUAUUCCAGAAUGAGCCGUAUUCUCGUGCCGUCACUUCCUCGGUUGGAAUUGGUACCUCGGUGAUAACUGUCACUGCUACAGAUGCCGAUAACUUUUCCCCAUUCAAUGUUGUCACAUACUCUAUAAUUGGUGAUGACCAGGCACCCACAUUGUUUAACAUCAACCCAUCCACUGGUUUUAUUUCAAUGAGCAGCGGUAUAAAUAAUGAUGGCACAAGUUUCUACCAGAUCCGAGUGCUGGCAUCAGAUGGAGGUAAUCCUCCAUUGACAGAUACUACAGUUGUAUAUGUAAAUGUUACCAGAAACUUGUUUUCACCACUCUUCCAACCUACAACAUACAACAUUGCUAUCCCCGAGUCUGAGCCACUGGGCGAGACAAUCACUACAGUCAUCGCCACAGACAGCGAUGCCACAUCCCCAAAUAAUGUGGUAGAAUAUGCAUUGUCUGGAAAUAUGAACGCUCUCAAUUACUUCCGUGUGGACUCCCGAUCAGGCCAGAUAUCAUUGAUUCGUCCUGUGUCAGCUGACACCAGCAACCCCUCUAGUUACACUUUGAUUGUUACUGGGCGUGAUCUUGGCCUUCCCUCCCGAGCAGCACAAAACACUGCCACUGUAGUGGUCUCUGUAUUCAGGAACAAUAAUGCUCCCACCUUCAUCCAGACCCCCUACGCCACAACUGUGAACAAAAACACUGUAGACAAUAGUAACAUCUUUACUGUCAGUGCUGUUGACGCUGAUAAUCGGGCCCCAUACAAUACUUUGACUUUGUCCGUCAUUGGGGAUGACAACGCCCCAUCUCUGUUCUCUUUGACACAGAGUGGAAACAAUGGUGUCAUUCGAGUAGUAUCCAGUCAAAACCUUGCCUCAGAUACUGCCAAUUCUUACAAGUUGAGGGUCCUUGUUGUUGAUGGUGGCUCCCCACCCUUGACUGCCACAGCAACUGUAGACAUCACCGUCCGAAGGAAUUUGUUUGCCCCCCAGUUCCAAAAUUCCUUUAUCAGAGUGACCAUUAGUGAAAACCUGGUCGUCGGCAGCAACAUCACCUCAGUGAGAGCCACAGAUCAGGACGUGGAUUCCCCAAAUAAUGUGUUCCGCUAUGAGCUGAUUGGAGAUGGAGAUGGUCCUACAUAUUUCUUUGUCAAUCAGAAUGAUGGCACAGUAACCCUAAUCCGGAGUGUUCUAAAUACAGGAGCUAGUGGAUACAAUCUAAGAAUUCGAGCCAUAGACCAAGGAUUCCCACAGUUGUCAUCCCUUGCUACGGUGGAGGUGCUCAUCACACGUGUAACGGAAGUUUUGAGUUUCAUUCUUCCAUCUUACACACGCGUUAUUUCAGAAAAUACAGCCGUGGCUCUCACACAAGUCACUCAAGUAUCGGCACAACCCGGGCCUGAUGUUGUUUAUGAGCUAACAGGAUUUAGUGAUGGCCCAGAUUAUUUCAACAUCAGUUCAGCUUUUGGAGGAAUUUUUGUCAGAAAGGAUCUAAGAUUUGAUCUGAACAAGAAAAACCUGUAUUAUCUGCAAGUGAGAGCCACUAAGGUAAUAUCAGGGCAGAUGCAAACCGCUUUCGCUACUGUUAAUAUCACAGUGACACGUAAUGAGAAUGCUCCAGUAUUCACACAGAACAUCUAUGAAGUCACCAUUGCAGAAACAUCAGUCCUGGGCUCCAAUGUUGUCCAGCUCACUGCUUCAGAUCAAGAUACUUUGGAUACGAUUCGUUAUGACAUGGUGGCUGCUGUAGGACAGACGGAGAAGUUCUACCUAGGUCCAUUUACAGGCUUGAUCACCCUCAGAGCUGUGUUAACUAAUGAUGCCAAUAACAGAUAUCAGUUCAAUGUGCUAGCUCGGGAUCAAUCUAGCCCUGAAAGGACUGCCACAGCUACAGUUAUAGUAAACAUUCGACGAAGCAACUUCCCUCCUGUUUUCACGAGCACUCCAUACUUUACUGGUGUCAAUGUUGGAUCCGCCCUGGGAUCCACUGUAUACACUGUCACUGCCACCGAUGGAGAUCUCCUUGGCUCUAUUGUAUAUGAAGUGGACGGAUACUUAUCUGCUCCUGCCUAUUUUGAUGUUGAGAGAGCAACUGGAAGAGUUGUAAUCCGUAAUGAUUUCAGUUUGGAUGUCACCACCACAUAUGUUCUGGGAGUCAGAGCCUAUGAUACAGGUGCCCCCACACAAAUUGCACGUGAGAAUGUGACCAUCACUGUAAACAGAAAUCCAAGUCCUCCAUUUUUCAAUCCUGCCAGCUACAGCAGAACCAUUGAAGAAACUUUGGCUCCUGGCAGCAGUUUGGUGCAACUAUCAGCCACAGAUGCAGAUGGGCACAACUUGCGAUACUCCAGACUCUCUAUUACACCUACUGGAUUAGAAGAUUUCUUCUAUGUGAAUUUUGAUACUGGUUUGAUCACAGUAGCUAGAAUGCUGACCCAGACUCAGGUAAACUCCAUUCAGAUGACUUUCACCGUGACAGACAAUGGAAUUCCAGCUCGCUCCAGUAACGCUCCAGCCAUUGUGAGCAUCCAGAUAUUGAGGAACCAGUUUGAUCCAUUCUUUAUCAAUACACCGUACAUUACAACUAUCCAGGAGACCACUCCUAUUGCCACCAGCGUGCUCCGAGUCACUGCUUCUGAUCAAGACCAGAACACUGUAUUCUCCAACAUUACAUAUGCACUGAUCGGAGAUGAUACUAUGCCAUCGUAUUUCACUUUGAAUUCCAUCUCGGGUCAAAUUAGUGUCAGGGCAUCACUUACAGCUGAAAUCCGCGACAGCUAUCAGGGAAGAAUCGUAGCAUUUGAUGGCGGCUCACCACCUCGUAGUGCUACAGCAAUCGCCACAAUCAAUAUUCAGAGAAACCUGAACUCUCCCAUCUUUAACCCCUCUAGUUAUGAAGAAACAAUUUUGGAGACAUUACAAGCUGGAACCAGCAUUCUGCGUGUCACUGCCUCAGAUUCUGACAGGAGUUCACCAUACAAUGUUGUCCGAUACACAAUGUCCAAUAUAAACUCUGUUGCCUCCACGUACUUCACUGUGGACAGUGUCACUGGCUGGAUCACUGUCCGAGUACCACUGACGCUGGAUGCCGCCUCAAACAACAAUCGAUAUACAUUCAAUGUACAAGCUACAGAUCAAGGGAGCUCACCCAGAUCGGCCUCAUUACCUGCCACAGUGACAGUCAAUGUGAUCCGUAAUCAAUUCCCACCAGUCUUUAUUAACACUCCAUAUGCUACCAGUCUGCCUUUCACUGUAGCUGCUGGCUCCAGAGUGUAUGAUGUUAAUGCCACAGAUGCAGACACAAGGAGCCCAUUCAAUAUCAUCACAUACUCCAUCAUUGGUGAUGACAGAGCUCCGAAUUUGUUCAGCAUCAAUCCAUCAUCUGGUAUUAUUUCCACUUCAUCCCAAAGCCUGUUCUCAGAUCCCAACACCCUUUACACUGUUCGAGUGCUGGCACAAGAUGGGGGCACACCACAGAAAAGUGCCACCUCUACUGUGCUCAUAGCUGUAACCAGGAACCUGAACGCUCCCCAACUCCUCCAGCAGAACUACACUAUCAGUAUCUUUGAGACUCAGAACCUGGGAGAGUCUAUUGUGCAGAUUCAAGCCAGAGACCAGGAUAUAAGUGCUCCUUACAACACCCUGACGUAUACUUUGAUAGAUUCUCUGAACACUGGAUCCAUACUCACCAAAGAGUACUUUGAUAUUAAUCCUAGUGCUGGCUGGAUUUAUGUCAAGAAAUCUCUAACUCUGACACCAACAAACAACUUUGUGGCUGUUGUAGCAGUGAAUGACAAUGGAACGCCCCAGAGGUCUGCUGCUACCUUUUCGUAUGUGACAAUAAACAUUCAGCGGAACCAGUUUACUCCCUUCUUCAUCAAUGAGCCGUACAGGGUGGAUCUGGGUAACAAUAUUGGUAUUGCUACCAGCAUCAUUGACGUUACGGCCAGAGAUAAUGACGGCCCAGCCACACCAUUUGGACAAAUCACCUAUGACAUUAUUGGAGAUGAUUCUGCACCAAGCUACUUUGCCAUAAACUCAGCAUCAGGAAGAAUAAGCAUUUCACGAUCUCUUACCGAGCAAAGCAUUGAAGAGUAUAGGAUUCGUGUCCGUGCCAGAGAUGGUGGUGUACCAUUCCGAUUCAAUACGUCAGUGGUGAUUGUUACUAUGCAGAGAAACUUCCAGACUCCCACCUGGCAGGUACCCAGCUACAGCAAGACUGUUGUAGAGAGUCUGGGCCUGGGGACAGUCAUUCUGACUGUCAAUGCCAGUGAUGCUGACCCACUGCCCCCACACAAUACAGUCCGGUACUACAUCACGGCUGAUGCUGAAGAUCUGGAGUGUUUCUUAGUAAAUGAAGUCACCGGAGAUUUGGCUCUCCGACGCUCACUUCUAUACGAUCCGUGCAGGGCACAGGUCUUCAAUAUGAGAGUGACUGCAAGAGAUUUGGGCACUCCUCAACUGUCCAGUGUCCCUAUUGAGGUGUCCAUUUUUGUGGUGAGGAAUAACAACCCACCCGUAUUUUUGAAUCUGCCCUACACUACACAGAUAGAAGAAACGUCAAACAUUGGCAGAUUUGUGUACAGAGUUACCACAACUGAUGCUGAUGUUCAGACUCCAUUUAAUGUUGUGAAGUAUCGCAUUAUUGGAGAUGACUCGGCUACCACCUUCUUUAAUAUUGAUCAGAACUUUGGAAAUGUAACCCUGAAAUCCAGUGUGAACUUUGACACAACAUCUAAUUACAAGAUUCGCGUCCAAGCAUACGAUGGAGGACUGCCCUCCCUUUCGGCUACAGCCACUGUUGAUGUCUUGGUCCAGAGAAACCUUUUCGCUCCUGUGUUCUCUCCCCUGAAUUAUGAAGUGACAAUAAAUGAGAAUGCCGCUCUUGGUGUCCCAUUUGUCUAUGUCAAUGCCACCGAUGCUGACAUUAGGAGUCCUCACAAUGUAAUCCGGUAUGGAGCCACUGGUAGCUCUUCUGCUCUGGAGUUUUUCCAGAUUAACACGAUUGAUGGAGGAGUGUCGGUUAAAAAGGCGCUCACUACAGUCUCAAACAGAAACAUUAACCAGUACACGAUGACGGUGCUGGCAACAGAUCAAGGAGUCCCUAACCGAGUCAGCUCCCAGCAGGCAACAGUCCGCAUCAACAUCCUGAGGAACUUAAACUGUCCAGUGUUUAGUAACCUGCCCACGAACAUCAGUAUCAGCCAGUCCACUGGGAUAGGGACCCGCAUCUUCAAUGUAUCGGCUGUGGACCUGGAUACAGAUACCUCAUUCAGAGCCAUCACUUAUGACCUUAUUGGAGAUGAUAAUGCACCAGUGUACUUUAGAAUUGAUCCUAGUCUGGGCUUUGUAACACUCCAGACAGGCUUGUUCUCGGACUCAGGUGUCCAAUAUAAGUUACGAGUCCGGGCACGUGAUGGCGGUUCCCCUCCCUGCGAGACCUAUAGCGUUCUGACCGUAGCCGUCCGUAGGAACGAGUUUACACCUCGAUGGACUCCGUCAGCUGUGUACACUACCACCAUUCUAGAAACACACAACAUCCUACAGCCCGUCUACACAGUCUCAGCUGUUGAUCAGGACACCUCGUCUCCUAACAACAUCGUAAGGUACCAGAUUGUAUCUCAGACCCUUAACAGCGAUUUGUUCACGGUCAAUGACCAAACCGGUCAGGUGUAUCUACGCACUAAUGUCCUAGGCAACAACGUUAAUCAGUAUAAUGUGAGUCUUCUGGCUUACGAUCAAGGUUUCCCAUCUUUGGUCAGUGUUCAGGCUCUGUUGAUUGUGAACAUUCUACGUAACCAGAACCCACCAGUGUUCAUUAAUGAGCCCUACAGUGCAACAAUCAGUCAGAAUCAAGGCACGUUCCUGUCCAUUAUCACGGUCACUGCUAGAGAUGCUGACGUGACUAAUCCAUUCAACCAGCUGGAGUACAGUAUUAUUGGUGAUGAUGCAGCACCCACCUACUUCUCCAUUAACAAUGCUGGAGUCAUCAACCUGAGGCAGUCCAUUCCAUCAAUCAACACGGACAUCUACACUAUUCGAGUCUUGGUUCAGGAUGGCGGUAAUCCUCGCCUCUCUGAUGUGACAACAGUAACUGUAUAUGUGAACCGUAAUUUGUUCGCACCAUCUUUUGCCCCCACUCAAUACUCUCGGACCAUCCUUGACACCCAGACAGUGGGCGUGCCCAUCGUCAAGGUCACUGCGCUGGAUGCUGACACAACAUCGCCCCCUAACGUUGUGAGAUACUACCUUGGAUCGGAUGCCACUGCCUCGACCUACUUUUUGGUUGACUCGAUAACUGGAGAUGUUUUGCUUCGCCGAUCUGUGUACAACAUUACUUUGGGAACUCAAAACAUUAACUCCUUCAGUUUCAAAGUUUAUGCUAACGACCUUGGAACUCCCAGAAGGAACUCUUCCAAUACUGCUGAUGUUUUCAUCAACGUCAUCAGGAACAACUUCCCACCUCAGUUUAUCAACACUCCGUACUCUGUCAACAUUGCUGAAACUGUGGCUGGCGGAAGCUCCAUCUUCCAAACAACAGCAGUCGACCAGGAUACGAGUGCACCAUUUAAUACCAUUACAUACUUCCUAAUUGGAGAUGACUCCACCCCCACCUUUUUCUCUGUGGAAUCGAAUACUGGUUUGAUCAGACUGAAGACCAAUUUGGACUUGACCACUGACCGAGUGUCGACUUAUGUGGCCAGAGUGGUGGCCAGCGAUGGUGGAUUUCCAUCACGCAGUGCUACAGCAACUGUCCUUAUCAAUGUCCUGAGAAACCUCUUCUCUCCAGUGUUUUCAAAUAACAACUUCAUCCAGGUCUCCAUUUUGGAGACUGUGCCAGUUGGUACCUUCAUCACCGACCUCAAUGCCACGGAUGCAGACAAAUCAAGUCCUGAGAAUGUUGUACGUUGCAGGAUUGUUGGUGACAACACUGCACCCAGCCUUUUCUUCAUCAACUUUGAGACCUGUGUCAUUACGCUCUCUGCGUCUGUUCAGAACACUGGAGUGAAUUUCUACAGGAUUCGUGUUGAGGCGUAUGAUCAGGGAACGCCCCAGAGAAGUACAUUUACAUAUGUCGAGGUGACUGUGAUUAGAUCCCAGGGCACACUGGCAUUCACUCUGCCCUCAUAUGCUACAGUCAUCAGCGAAAAUCUAGGUGUCAACCAAAAUGUCAUCACCACCUUCGCACAACCAGGGACACCAAGAUACAGUGUCCGAGGAGUGAAUCCAGCCCCAACCUACUUCACAAUUAAUCAGAAUUCAGGUGCCAUAACUGUCAUUCGAGAUCUCAAGACAGACCCAGCCAGACUACAGUUCUAUCAGCUUGCUGUCCGAGCCGUGUCAGCUGACCAGCUGUCUACUGCCGAUGCUACUGUCAACAUCACUGUCACUCGUAAUGAGAAUGGCCCGUUCUUUUCAUCCAGUAUUUAUCAACAGACUAUUGUGGAUACCACCCCCAUUGGAAACUCAGUGCUACAAGUGACAGCCACUGAUCUGGAUCAGGAUAUUCUAGAAUACAGAAUUACCACUGUGUCCAAUGUCACAGACUUCUUCUAUUUAAAUCCAAGGACUGGAGUUGUUUCCCUUAAAACAUACCUGUUGUCCACACUUCAGAAUCAGUACACAUUUUCGGUGCUGGCCACAGAUCAACGCAUUCCCGAACGAACUACCACAGCAGAGGUCAGAAUUAACAUUAUAAGAGAUCGAUUCCCACCCACCUUUUUGAAUGAGCCGUAUGGAACAUCAGUGUCUGAGAACACGGUGAAUGGUACAUCUGUCUACAGAGUAACAGCCACAGAUCAAGAUCUCAGGGGACAGAUAAAUUAUGAAGUGAUUGGCAACAGUGUGGCUCCUGCAUUCUUUGUGGUUAAUCGAUUGAACGGUAUUGUCACUGUCUUUGAUGCUGCAAGCUUGAAGGUGGACCCUGGGCUUCAAUACACUCUGCGAGUAAUUGCCUAUGACUCUGUCUACCCAUCAAACCGUGACACUGCCGAUGUCACUAUCAGCGUGACAAGGAAUGAGAGAGGACCAAUCUUCUCCUUGCCAUCCUAUACCCAGACCAUUGCUGAUACCUUCUCCCUGGGUCAGAUGAUCUUACAGGUCACCGCUACAGAUGCUGAUAACGAUAUUGUCAAAUAUGAAAUAACUGGUGGUUCAAGAGCCCUGGAAUUCUAUUACAUCAACCCUGAUACUGGAGCCAUUUCUCUGAAAAAGCCACUUACAGAAGGAACCCAGAGCCAGGACUCGCUUAACCUGAGGGCAAGAGAUCAGAGGAAUCCUGAGAGAUUUGGAAACGCCAUUGCUGUUAUAAGCAUUCUGAGAAAUCAAUUUGCACCAGUUUUCUUAAACCAGCCUUACCUAACCUCCGUGCAGAGAAACACUGCUGUGAAUGCAUCAGUUCUGCAGACCACUGCAACGGACAGUGACUUGAGAGGAGAUAUUAGAUACCAAAUAACUGGCAAUUAUCCAGCUCCCACUUUCUUUGAUGUCAAUCCUGUGACCGGUAUGAUUUCCCUGACGAGAUCCGUAGCGCUGGAUGGUCUUCUGACCAACACCUACUUUGUUAGGCUCAUUGCCUAUGACACGGUGUAUCCUAAUAUCCAAGCCACGGCAACAGCCACCAUCAACGUCAAUAGGAAUCCAAAUCCACCCAUCUUCAAUCCCAGCACUUACAGAGUGACCAUAACGGAGAACCACGCGUUAGGUAGUGCUGUUGUGGAUGUCAAUGCAACUGAUGCUGAUCUGGAUGUCCUAUCCUAUUCCAUCAUUGGAGAUGCUAAUGAUUUCAGUUAUUUCUACAUCAAUCCCGAGUCUGGGCUGAUUUCUUUGAAGCGCACACUUACAGAGGCAGUUGGAAACCAAUUUGAUUUCAAUACCAUCGCUCGAGAUCAGAGUAAUCCCGAAAGAACUGCCACUGCAUAUGUUGUCAUUGACAUUUUGCGAGACUCAUCUCCACCUGUUUUUAUCCAAGAGCCAUAUAUUGUGAGAAAUUUACCCGAGACGAGGGCUGUAGGAACUAAUAUUUACACCGUCACUGCUCAAGACAGUGAUCUGAAGGGAGAGAUUGUGUAUGGUGUCAUCGGAGACCUUCAGACCCCCUUCUAUUUUGAUGUCAACUCCAGAACUGGAAUUGUUACCAUCAAGAACAGCUUGGUCCAGGAUAACGCUCAGACCUACAUUUUGAGGGUUACAGCCUACGACAGUCUGUCUACAUCUAGAGUGGCCACUUCAACAGUGUCGAUCAAUGUCAUCAAGAACCCCAGCGGUCCCGUCUUCACUCUGCCAUCUUAUGAAGUCACCAUCCCAGAAACCCAGUCCCUGGGUUCGACUGUCGUCAACGUCACCGCCAUUGAUGCUGAUGGGGACAAUGUGAGAUAUUCCUUGUUGGAUAAUUUGAAUGGAAACAAUCCACUAGCAUACUUCUUCAUCAUCUCUGACACUGGGUUAAUCUACCUGUCUCAGCCAUUGACAAACAAUCUGAAUCAAAUCGACAGGUAUCAGAUGACUGCUUUUGCCACUGACCAGAGGACCAAUCCUAGGACUGCUUCUGCUAGAGUAACGGUGAAUGUGUUGAGGAAUCGCUUCAGACCCGUCUUCGUCAAUGCACCGUAUGCAUUCAGUCACUCGGAGAACAACGCUGUGGGCAGUAGUCAGUACCGCGUGUCUGCCGUAGACAGUGACUUGGUGGGCAGAAUCAAUUACGAUGUUAUUGGAGAUGGAAUCGCACCGUAUUACUACUCCGUGAAUUCCCAGACUGGAGAAAUCACCAUCAGAAAUGCGCUAACCACGGAUAGACUCAAUGUUAACUACGUUCUGAGAGUGCGAGCCUAUGACACAGCUUACCUCUCCGAGACGGCCACAGCCACAGUCAAUAUUGUAGUGUCAAGGAAUGAAAACGCCCCAGUCUUCAGCCGGAAUCCUUACCGAAUUACCAUUAAUGAAACGGUUGGAGUGGGCACCUGUAUCUUGGAUGUGGAUGCUGUAGAUGCUGACGGGGACCGUGUGGUAUACAGCUCUAAUGGAGACAAUACAACACUGUUUUACUUCUACAUCUCAGUCGACACGGGUCUCAUCUGUGUACGUCAGCCUCUGUUUGGACCAUCUCAGACGGAGUACAGGUUAAGAAUGAUUGCCAGUGACCAGUCCACCCCGGAGAGGUUCGGUGCUGCUGAUGCUUUCAUCACCGUCAUCAGGGACCAAGGACCGCCCUUCUUCAUUAACCAGCCAUAUCAGACUACCAUUAAUGAACUGGAUGCUGUGGGUCGUCAAACAUUUGUUGUAACAGCAAGGGAUAAUGAUUUAAUUGGAUCUAUCAGAUACGAGAUGGUCGGAGAUUAUCCCACACAGAGCUUCUUCAGGGUUGAUCCAUUCACGGGAAAUAUUACCAAUAUAGUCAGUCUGAAGAGUGACAACUUAAGAUCCCAACAAUAUAUUGCCCGAAUAAAAGCUUACGAUACUGCCAGACCUACCGCUAGUGCAGUGGCUACUGUCAAUAUCUUUGUUAUCCGUAACCCGAACUCACCCCAGUUCCAGCUGCCAUCUUACUCCACUACAAUAAAUGAGAAUCAGGCCAUUGGACAGUUUAUCCUGAAUGUUACAGCCGUUGAUGCGGAUGUCCAGGACACCAUUUCCUAUUCUAUCAUCAGCCAGCAGUCUUCUCCCUUCAGCACAAAUAAACUUUACUUCUACAUUGAUCAGCUCAGUGGAAAUAUCUGGCUGAGAGAGUCAUUGCUCUCGACUUCCUUCAGUCAGUUUGUGCUGCAACUGCGAGCUUGUGAUGAUGGCUUUCCUCAGAGAUGUGCCAACAGCACAGCAUUUAUCACCGUUAACAGAAACCAGUUCCCACCAGUCUUCAUUAAUACCCCAUACUACCAGAGAAUCGAAGAGGACAGAACUGUGGGCAGCAGUGUCCUCUCCGUUACUGCCACUGACCAGGACUUGAUCGGAACCAUUGUGUAUAAGGUGGUGCUGCCAGGAUCUCCCUAUUUCAUCGUGGAUCCAGCUUCUGGUGUGGUGUCAUUGGAAUCAUCAGUGAAAUUGGACACCACAAUACAAUACACGUUCCAAGUAGCAGCCUACGACAGCCAAGACCCCACCCGUAGAACCACCAGUCAAGUGACAGUGGAAGUCACUAGGAAUCCCAGCAGACCAAACUUCCUCAGUGCCCAGUAUGAAACGACUAUUGCAGAAACCUACCCACUGGGAGAGGGUGUCAUCAACGCCACAGCUGUGGAUCAAGAUGGGGAUCGCCUGAGGUACACCAUUCUAACGGAUGAUAUUUCCAAACAAUACUUCUACAUCAAUCCCGAUACCGGAGUUAUAUCUCUCAGAAGAGUACUGACAGACAGCAACAUAGGCAGAUUCACAAUGACCCUCCAAGCCUCAGAUCAGCGUGUACCCGAGGGAGUGGCUACCAUUCAAGCCUUUGUGAACAUUCGUCGAGACAACCAGCCACCCUUCUUUAUUAACUCUCCCUAUGGUAGAGCAAUCCGUGAGAAUCAGGUCACCAACGCCACCAUUCUGACGGUCACUGCCAGAGACUCCGACUUGGUGGGUUCCAUCAGGUACGAGUCCAUUGGCAUCUUCCCGGCCCAGUCCUUCUUUGAGGUGAACAGCGUUUCAGGAACAGUCAAUAUUAUUCGUUCUGUGAGAGAUGAUGUCAUUCUGAGAUCUUCGUACACUCUGCGGGUGAUUGCCUACGACACGGCGUACCCAACCAAUCGUGCCACAUCGGACGUAAUCAUCAGUGUUACAAGGGAUGAAUUUGGUCCCGUCUUCACGCCCUCAGCAACAUACGAAAUUACUAUUCCCGAGACCACCAGUAUCGGUAGUCAGGUGAUCACCGUGCUUGCCGUGGACCAGGAUGCUAACGACAUAAUUACGUAUCAGCUGAUCAACUCGACCUCUAAUGGAACGGAGUACUUCUAUCUGGAUAGGGACACUGGUGUCAUUACACUGAGGAGAAGUCUAGUGGGAACCAUAAUCAAUGUCUACACAUUGACGGUCCGUGCUGCAGACAACAGAAUUCGUUCUGCUUUCGCAACUGUUCGUGUCUUUAUUACAAGACAAAUCAACCAGCCACCAGUCUUUGUCAAUACACCAUAUGAAACUUCCAUGGAGUACAACCGUCAGAUCAACUCCACGGUCUACACCGUGACAGCAGUUGAUUCUGAUUUACAGGGUUCAAUUCGAUACGAAGUGAUUGGUUACUUCCCAGCCACGGAGUACUUCACUUUGAAUGUGUUUAACGGACGCAUCACUCUGAUCAGAUCUGUGGCUAAUGACCAGUACACCUCUCUACUCUAUGUGAUGCGAAUUGCUGCCUAUGACACCUUAGAUCCAACUCGUAGAACUGAGGCUAAUGUUCUCAUCAACAUAAUCCGUAAUCCAAGUGCUCCAAUCUUCCGUGAGCAAUCGUACUUCAUAACCGUCCAAGAAUCGGUAAGCCUGGGAACCAACAUUCGGACAAUCACUGCCACUGAUGCUGAUGGAGACACUGUUUCUUAUGAAGUACUUAACCAGAAUACAGCAGGCUUUAAUUAUGCUCAGGAUUACAUCUUCCUGACCUCAUUCUCUGGUGACAUAAUCGUAAAAAAAUCUUUUGUCGGAAUCGGAACAAGUCAGUUCACUUUCACCGCCAGAGCAAGAGAUCGUAAAUAUCCAGAGAGAUUUGGAACUGCUUCCGUCACCAUCUCCAUUGUGAGAGAUCAGUUCACACCACAAUGUCAGAACGCUAAUGCAGUAACCACUAUAACAGAAACAAGAGGUGUCAACGAGACCUUCCCAUUCUACACGGUGGGCGUGAGUGACGGAGAUCUUAAGGGAAGUAUGGUUUACCGAGUCGUUGGAGAUGGUGCAGCAUUGGCAUAUUUUGGAUACAUUGACACAAAUGGUGGAUUGUAUGUAACCAGAAACCUGAAAUUGGACAGUCUUACUCAAUACUCUCUUCGUGUUGAGGCUUAUGACUCUGCCUAUCCAAGCAAUCCCACAGUGUGUAGAGUCACCAUCAACGUUAUCCGUAAUCCGAGCUCGCCUAUAUUCAUUGGAAACUAUGAAACCACCAUCAAUGAGAAUUAUCCUCUUGGAGAUGUCAUUCUGACUGUAACAGCCAGAGAUGCUGAUCUGGACACUGUGACCUAUAGAAUUGUGGCACAGGACGCCAAUAACUACUUCUACAUUGCUCCCGAGUCCGGAGGAAUCUAUCUCCGCAAGAGUAUUGUGUUGUCCAACACCAUCAACAACAGAUACGUGAUGACAGUUCAAGCUUCAGACAACCGCCUACAGCCCAGACUGACCAAUGCCACAGUUAUUAUCAAUGUUGUGAGGGGCCAACCACCAUUCUUCUUCAAUACACCAUACUCGACCUCUGUUAAUGAACGGGUGGCUAUCGGAACUUCAGUGUACAGAGUCACAGCACAGGACAGUGAUCUUAUUGGAAGUAUACAGUAUAACCUGAUUGGAGAUAUCCCUGGCUCCAGCUAUUUCCGUGUGAAUGCUUCUACAGGAAUAGUGAAUGUUGCCGUCAAUCUCCGCCAGGACAGUACACAAUUUUACCAGUUGAGAGUGACAGCAUUUGACACGGCUGUCCAGUCACAAGUCGCUGAGGCACUGGUCAGUAUUAAUAUGAUCAGGAACGAGAAUCCACCCAUCUUUGUCAAUGAGCCAUACACAACCACUGUACCAGAGAGUCUUGGGCUGGGAUCCAGUGUGUACAAAAUAUCAGCAACUGAUGCGGAUAAUGAUGUUCUGAGAUACAGCAUAGUGGGAGUGACAUUUGCGAACCAACAAAUCUUCAACAACACCCUACUUGACUACUUCUACAUCAACCCAGACUCCGGAAUUAUCUUCCUCACCAAGUCAUUCACUAACCUGGGAUUCUCCAAUCUGAAUCAGAUACAGAUAACGGUGCGCGUCACGGAUCAGCGAGUGACCCAGGAGAGGAUCGAUACGUCCACUGUGGUGGUCAAUAUCCAGAGAGAUCAGUUCCCCCCCGUCUUCCAGAACACACCCUACGGUACCUCCAUUGGUGAUGGUCAGGCCAUUAACUCCACCAUUUACACAGUAUCUGCAGUAGAUGCUGAUCUCAGGGGAAGAAUAGCAUACGAGACUGUUGGUGUAUACCCUGCGCAGACGUUCUUUGCUGUUGGUAAUGUAGAUGGGCGUGUGACCGUGAUUGAUAACCUGAUGAAUGACGGAUUCUACAGGUCAUCAUACACUCUGAGAGUAAUUGCAUACGACACCCUAUCUCCUGUCCUCCGAGCCACAGCUGAUGUUUUGAUCACCGUUGCCAGAAAUGUCAAUCCACCCCUCUUUGAUCAGCAACAGUACCAGCAAACCAUACCAGAGACAUUUGCCUUUGGCAGAGGAGUGCUUAAUGUCCGAGCUACAGACAGAGACAAUGAUGCUAUCACCUACUCCAUCAUUGGAGAUAAUCAAAAUGGUGUCUCCUUGUCUUACUACUUUAUUGAGCCAACAAAUGGAACAAUUUACCUACGACAAUCGCUGGAGAAUACAAAUAUCAACCAGUUCACUUUCACUGUGCAAGCGACAGACAAUGGACGACCUAGCCGUUCCACCACUGCACAAGUGAUUGUAUUUGUGACUAGGAAUCAGUUUAGGCCAACCUUUAUCCAAACUCCCUAUGUCACCAGUGUACAGGAAAAUACUAACAAUGGCUCUUUGAUUUACACUGUGACAGCUGUAGAUCAAGAUUUGCAAGGCAGGAUUGUCUACCAAGUUACCGGGACGCUCUCCGCUCCCAGCUUCUUCAGGCUGGACCAGAAUGGACGAGUUUACACCAAUGGAAAUCUGAGGACCGAUGUGUCGCUCACCUAUGUGCUCCGAGUUUUGGCUUAUGACAGUGCUGUACCAUCUCAGACAACCACUGCCGAUCUCACAAUCAAUGUACUCAGAAACAUCAACCCACCAGUCUUCUCUCAAGACACUUAUACAGCUCGUGUCAAUGAGGCCACAAGCAUUGGUUCCAGAUUAAUUGAUACCACGGCUACUGACUUGGAUAACGACCGCUUGACUUACUCCUUGACAAACACGGAACAAAGAUGCAUCGACAUGUUCUUCAUCGACACGGCCAAUGGUGAUAUUUUCCUCAAGAGGUCCUUCCUAGACAUUUCUGAUGUUACAUUCACCUGUACUGUACAAGUGACAGACAAUGGCUAUCCCAACCCACAAGGGGACACAUCUACAGUUAUCAUUACCAUUAACCGUGAUCUGAACGUCCCGGUGUUUACCAGCAACGCGCGGUAUGCCGUGACUAUUGAUGAGACUACCAACAUUGCUGCUUCCAUUCUUAAUGUGCAGGCUACCAGAUUAAAUCUAGUGGGCCGUAUUUACUAUGAAUCAGUGGGAGACUAUCCUGCCCAAAGUUUCUUCCGAGUACAGAACACGAGUGGUGCCAUUAACGUGAUUCAAGAUCUACGUCAAGACAACCUACGUCUCAAUUCUUACUUGUUGCGAGUAGUCGCAUAUGACACUGGUGUAUCUCGUUUGAGGGCUACAGCUGAAUGUUUCAUUACUGUUCGAAGAAAUCUCAAUAGCCCUAUCUUUAACCCCGCAACUUACGAGGUGACAAUCCAAGAGGAUCUGGCCGUCAACACCUACAUCCAGAAGCUGAAUGUUUCGGAUUCAGAUGGAAACAAAGUCACCUGCUCCAUGACUGGAGACCAGAAAGCUCUGGGUUACUUCAGUGUAGAUUCCCAAACCUGUUUUGUCAGAGUGAACAGACUUCUGACCUCAGACACAACCAGGGACAUCAGAUACACUGUGACGGUGACAGCCACUGACAACGUGAACCCCAACCCUCAGUUUGCCACAGCCACUGUCUUUGUCAAUGUCCUCAGAGACCGCUUCUCUCCUCAAUUCUCCAACCUUCCCACCGUGAUUUCAGUCCAGGAAUCUGUCGGCAUCAACGCCUCCGUAUUCACUGCCACAGCCACAGAUCAAGACCUGAAGGGAGCCAUUGUAUAUCAAAUGAUUGGAAUGUUCCCAGCACAGAGUUUCUUUGAUGUCAAUCCCAGCUCAGGACGAGUGUUCCUCAGGAAUGGACUCUUGUCCGAUAGUCUGCAGACCUCAUCAUAUGUGGUCCGACUGCAAGCUUAUGAUUCAGUUUAUCCCAGCAACAGAGCCCAGGCUGACCUGACAAUUACAGUGACCAGGAACCAGUUUGGACCUGUCUUCAAUCCAGGCAGAUAUGAAAUUUCCAUCUCGGAAACUUUCCCUCUGGGCAAUGAAGUGCUUGUUGUCACUGCUACAGAUUCAGAUGGGGAUCAAGUCAUUUUCUCACAUCUUGGAUCUGCCAAUGACCAGGCCUACUUCUACCUCAAUCCAGAGACAGGAAGAAUUACUUUAAGACAGUUGUUAAGUGGAAUUGCACAAAACCAGUUCACAUUCGGAGUGAGAGCAACAGACAACCGCCCGGCCUCCGUCGCACGUACAACUGAAGCUACCGUCGUAAUCAGCAUCAUUAGAGACUCGGGACCUCCACAGUUCAUCAGCACCCCCUACAUCUCCUCAGUACCCAUCAACCAGGCAGUCAAUACCUCCUUCUUCAAUGUUCAGGCCAUCGACAAUGAUCUUAGAGGAGCGAUUCGGUACAGGCUGGAUGGUUACAGCCCAGGCACACAAUAUUUCUUCCUGGACCAAGCUACUGGUGCUAUUUAUGUCAGACAACCUCUGACACAAAUCUCAGGACUAAACAUUUUCACCACAUUCACCCUUUUGGUAACUGCCUACGAUACCGGUGUUCCUGAAAUCACCACAUCAGCCAUAGUGACCAUCACUAUCACGCGUAACCUGAAUGCUCCAGUUUUCUCAGCCCGUCGAUACGAAGACACCGUCUACGACUACACUGGAGUGGGAAGCAAUGUCUUACAGAUCACGGCUACUGAUGCUGAUGUGACAAGUCCCGAGAAUUCCGUCAUCUAUGACCUACAGGAUAACUCUGGAUUCUUCACCAUUCAUCCAUUCAAUGGGAUGAUCACCAUCGACAGGAGACUUACAGAAGACACCUCGAGGAGGACAGUCUAUGUAUUUGGUGCUACAGCAUCCGACCAAGGAAGCCCCAGCCGAAUUGGAACUGCCACAGUCACUGUCAAUGUAAUCCGUAACACUGGACAGCCGACUUUUGUUACCUCCAUUAACUAUGACGUCACGGUCACAGAGAGUACUUCUGUACUUGCCACCCUGUUACAAGUGAGAGCUGUGGACAGUGAUGAUGCCAGCACACCCAAUGGACAGAUCCGCUACAGCAUCGUGGGACCAGCCAAUGCUUUGUCUUACUUCACUAUCGAACCUGUCUCUGGUAACAUUACAUCCAGGUUGUCUCUUGUCAGUGUGCCUGAGGAUAUUUACACUUUCACAGUGCAGGCCACAGACAUGGGUAUUCCAGCAUUGUCCAGUCAGAUUUCUGUCACCAUCCGAAUCCAACGCCUGGGUCUGCCUUCAUUUGACCAGGAUGAGUACACUGUGACCUUCAAUGAGGACUAUGCUGUUGGCAACAACAUCGUACAGCUCCAGGCUACUGAUCCCCUUAACACACGGCUGCAAUAUGACAUCACUGGUGAAACAAACUCGCUGAUUAUGUUCAGGAUCAACUCAGCAACAGGACAGAUCACCCUGGCACAGUCUUUCCGAUCAGACCCAGCCAGCUCUUUCUUGAUUCGUGUUGAAGCUUUUAGAACAAACGACCCCACAAAGAGAGCAUCGACCAAAGUGAGGGUGUUUGUUACUAGGAAUACAGGGGCACCUGCCUUCAUCCACGGAAACCUGGAAGUCACUAUUCUGGAGGACCAAGCUCUGGCUGUGGGAAUUUCUGAUGUCAAUGCAACAGAUCCAGAUACUGGAGAAAAUGGUCGCAUCACCUAUGUAUUACGAGGAGCUGAUUCAGUGCCCUCAUACUCGGAUGUCUAUUUCUACGUCAAUCCAAUCAGUGGGGUGUUGUACGUCACCAAGCGGCUCUCGGAAGAUACACAGCGUCCCGCCAGAUAUGUUCUUUCCAUCACAGCCUAUGACAAUGGCGUUCCCCAACUUACUGGACUGGUCACUGUCACUGUUAAUGUUAUUCGUAAUCGCAAUGGACCAGUUUUCUCCGGCAGCGUAUAUGAAACCACUAUUGAUGAAUCAACAUCAGUUGGCUCCAGUAUUAUUCAAGUCCAAGCCACAGAUGGUGAUGGAGACCAGGUACGCUACAGCAUCAUCAGUGGAAUUCCAGGAUCUCUGUACUACAGGAUAGAUGAAGUCUCUGGUGUCAUUUCAGUGUCCUCAGCCUUAACUCAAACCGGGCAGGAACAGUUUGUGAUGACGGUACAAGCCAGAGAUGUGCCAAGCCAGAUAGCAUCCUCCAGAUUUGCAACAAUCCAAGUAACAAUCAAUGUCCGUCGUAACCCCAAUGCUCCAGUUUUCCUACAGAGUCUGUACAACCUUACUAUCUCAGAGUAUGUCAAUGUUCAGGACCUGAUUGUCACCGUCUCUGCAACAGAUGCCGACUCGGUCCUCAGCGACAGUGGAAGACUGCGGUACAGAAUCAUCCAGUCUAGCUACACUCCACCCAAUCAGUUUGCUCAGUUUGUGGUCAGCGAGUCAUCUGGCGGAAUCUAUCUAAGUCAGCCCCUGACCAGAGACGGUGUACCAAACUCCUUCCAGCUGAUUGUCCAGGCCAGAGACUCGGCAGCUAAUCCUAAGUCUGCCACUGCCACUGUGUCGAUUUUCGUGGUCAGAAACAUCCACAGACCAAUAUUUAGCCCCAACAACUACACUGCUCAGAUCUAUGAUGCUUCAGCCAUUGGUACCUCGUUGUUUACAGUGACUGCUACCGAUGCUGAUAGGACGGUUCCUUUCAACAGAGAUACAGAUAAUGCUGAAUUUGACUACACAAUGGAUAAAGACUUUGCUGAUGUGAACCAGUUCUUUGACGUCACAAAAGAUGGAAAAGUUUAUGUGAGAAAAUCUCUACUCAAUGCUGAUGGCCGAACCGUCUUCCACUUCCGCGUGGUAGCCUAUGACCGCAGUUGGCAAGCACUGGUCGGAAAAGCUGAUUGUUACGUAACUGUGAUUUACUCCAACACCGGACAGAGAGGAGUAGGCUUUACUCUAGGACUGUACAAUACCACUGUUUUUGAGAAUAGUCCUCUGCAGACCAACCUUCUCACCGCACAAGUGGAGAACCAUGACCCAGAUACCAACCUUGUGUGCUACAUCAUUUCCGUUUCUCCGUCAACGACAUUAAGUUUGAUUAGCAUAUCGGUGGUUAAUAAUGCUUGUCAGUUACGGGUGAGUGGGACCAUCGACAGAGAAACCAGUGGACAAUACAUUAUAGUCAUUGGAGUGAGAGAGGAGGCCAGAAGGACAAAACGUCAGGCCACAAAUCAACAGGCACCAUACGUAUUCAACACCUUCCAGAAUGCUACAGUGAUCUUAACAGUGUUGGAUAGGAAUGAUAACGCCCCGCAGUUCUCCUACCCAAGUUAUCCUCCGCAGCUGCUCAAUAGGAAUUUCUAUGUUGGAGCAAUCUCAAUCAAUGCCCCAGCCGGAAGCAGUGUGCUAUCUGUACAGGCCUCGGAUCCAGAUGCCAGUCUUAACGGCCAAGUUACCUAUGAAAUUUUGGAUACUUCUGUUCCAUUUGGCUUGAAUUCAUCCACUGGAGGCAUCUUUACAUUCCUUGAAUUUUUCCGUACUUCAAAUGCUGACCUCAAUCCUUACACCUUCCAAGUGCGAGCGUCGGACAGGGCAAGUGCUCUAGAGAAACAGGCCACAGAAACCACAGUCUACAUUGAUCUGAUUGAGGACAAGAACAGAUUCGUCUUGGAAUUGAAUCUUUUGCCACGUGAAGUAGUCAGAACCAUUGAAACCACUAGACGAGAAAUCCAGAAUGCCACACAGAAAAUUGUCAUCAUUGAGUCUAUUCAGGCCAGACGUAUAUUACAGAAUGGACAGCUUAGCUAUGAUGAGAGAUACUCUGAUGUCACUUUUGUGGUAGCUGAUCCAAAUCUUGGAUAUAAUCUAGUGGAAAAUACUCAGUUGAAUCUGGUCGGAGCAUCAACAUCCAGUGGAACACUGGGGCAGAUUAACAAUGCCCUCAGUCGCAAUGUAGAACUUGUCCGAGCUCCAUUCAGCAUCAGUAGUAUCCAGAGUGUUGCCUCUGGUCUCCAGGACCGCGGCAAUAUCGUACGUGUGAUGACCAAGUCCUACACCUGGUGGCAGGACGAUCCCUGGGUCGCAUUCGUCGCUCUAUCUGCCAUAGUCAUACUAUUGGCAUUGGUUGGACUCAUCAUUCUCUUCUACUCCUGGUCAAGAUACAACAACUACUUGGCAAGCUACAGAGUUUACAGGAGAAAUUACGAACACCAACCUGACUUUACCAAUCCUCCCAGCUUCCUGAAAGAAUACGAAACACAGAGUUUAAACAUGUAUGUUCCCCCUGAUGAGACUGUCCAAGACUUAGGGGAAAUUAACAUGAGUUUUGACCGUGAAGCGUCCAGUCGCAGCCAAGCUGGGGUCAGGGUGGUAGCUCGCAAAAAUCCUGUGUACGACAACCGCGAGCAAAUUAGACUUGUCACCAGUUUACAAGACACCAGAACCAAUCUAUAACCAACUAUACAUUGUUAACCAAUCAAAAGACUCUUUUUAACUAGAUUUUACAAUAUUAUCAAAUUUUUUCUAUAUUUACCACUAAACAAAGUUUUGUACUUUUGUAAUAAAACCAUACAGAAUAA